Porites evermanni is the source of this 1200-nucleotide messenger RNA. Lineage: Eukaryota; Metazoa; Cnidaria; Anthozoa; Scleractinia; Poritidae. The record is from the annotation of a GenBank genome assembly.
AUGACAGGCUCCACUCCAUAUAGUGAGCCUGAAGGUACCGCUGAAGUAAUUUCGCAAUCAUUUCCAAUGACGGAACCCACGUACCUGAUAGAGGCAGAGCCCCUACCGAAUUGGGACGAAGCUAAAGAAACUUGGCAAUGGGUCUGGGACCUACACUGGGCAGGACUCGGUUCACUGUUUGCACUACUCGCGCUCUAUGCACUGUGGUCGCUCUUUGAUUUGGCGGGAAAAAAGCAUAGACGGAAACCGCUUCUGGCAAUCACUAUAAGCUCUCUGCUUCUAAUAUUUGGAUUGACACGAGCUCUUUUUCUUUUUAUCAAUCCAUACGAAUCUGAACAGUGUUUUUUACCCUUCACUGAUUGUCCGGUAAUGUUAUCUAGAGUAUUGUUCAGCAUCGCCUUACCCUGCAUCACUGCAUCUUUUUUUCUCCUUCAUCUGACGUUUCUUCAACUAUCCAAACUUAAACUUUACCCGGAAAAGUUACAGAGCGUUAAAUUUGUGACUUGCGUAGUAGCCUUUCAUUUUACCCUGGCUUCAGUCACAGUGGUAGUAACAUCGUUGAAUUCCGACUGGAUCGGGUUCACAAUCAUUUGCGAGACAUUCUUCAUCCUUCUAAGCCUGAUACUCUCUGGGAGUUUCAUAUACAGUGGAAGAAUAAUUCUCAAGUCAGUGAAAGAAUCGCGGUUUUCAGUGCGCCGGUUUAUGGACCAGAAAACCGCGCAUGCGCACAGUUCGAAUCCAAAUGUCACUAAACUGGUCAAAAUAACUUACAUAACAGUAUUGCUGGGUUUUGCCAGCGUCGGUUUGCAGAUAUACUCUAUCUUCGUUGUACACGAUAUGUACUCUAAAGAUCAUUCGGUAACACCCGAACCUUGGCCCUGGCUGAUUUUCGAAUCGUUAUGCCGCCUUGUUGAGCUUGGUCUUGGUUGUACAAUGGCAUACGUGAAUCCAAGGCAAGUCCCAAGACUAAAAAGGAGAAGAAGAUGGAAAAUUUCCUUGAAACGCUUUAAGCGAGGAGGGUGGUCGACUUAUGCGCAGAAUCAAAGCAGUGCGGACUCUAGUGACGUUACCUACCCGGUUGGUGUGCCUUAUGGUAAAUACCUCCCCACUAUGGAGCUAGGUUUAGUGAACCAAGGAGGCAGUUUUGUUAUCCAGGAGGAAUUCCUGCAGCCAAUUCAACCCGUGUUUCAAACGUCUUGA